Messenger RNA from Pomacea canaliculata, 5592 nucleotides. RefSeq names its product dual adapter for phosphotyrosine and 3-phosphotyrosine and 3-phosphoinositide-like. Lineage: Eukaryota; Metazoa; Mollusca; Gastropoda; Architaenioglossa; Ampullariidae. Bases 137 to 859 code for a protein of 240 amino acids. The transcript has 2 exons. The record is from RefSeq and is a predicted model, not a curated record.
CAUUUUUAACAUUUUGGCACGAAGCUGUACACGUCCGUGAUCCUCGCAUAGCUACAGGAAAUAGAAAUACUCUAGUGAGUCAGCGACGAGAAAACGAUUGUGUGAAAUCGUUACGUGCCAAAGCUGGCACAGUGGAAUGGCACAGAAUGCUGACAUUGAAUGUUUAGACUGGUUUCAUCCUAAUUUGAAUCGACAUACAGCUGAAAGCAUUCUGCUUCAAAAUGGAAGGGAUGGAACAUACCUUUUGCGACCGAGUUCGAAAGGAGGUGGUGAAUAUGCGCUAUCAGUUAAGUUCGAGCAAUCUGUGAAGCAUUUUAACAUCGUUUGCAAUGGAAUAUCAAUUGUCUUCGGGCAUGCAUCGUUCAGGAGUAUUAAUGAAUUUGUUGAACAUUUUAAGAACAAGCCGCUUAUUGGUACAGAAUCCAGCCAGUUAGUUCUGCUCAAGGUACCAUACCCUCGCGACGUUCAUGAGCCAGACACAUACGAGUCAGUUACUGUCCAUGCAGAGUUCAGCACUGCAGAAGACUCUGUCAACAACAUCAGCUUUUCACUGAAUACUAAAGAAGGUUUCCUUACUAAAUUGGGCAAUAUCUUCAAGACCUGGAAGACACGCUGGUUUGUACUUCGCAGGAAUGAGCUUAUGUAUUACAAAGAAAAGUUCAGCAAGGAACCAAUUAGAGUUUUAGAUUUAAACGAGUGUCUGGAGUGUUCUGAGGAUAAAACUGGCUAUCCAGAGAAGGGAAAUGUGUUUAAGCUUGUGUUCAAAUGGAGAACUUUUUAUAUGUACUCAACAACACCACAAGACAUGAAUGAUUGGAUCCACCGUAUUAACUGGUGCUUGAGAGAGUAUGCUCGUUAGGCAGGCGAAAAGUAGAAGCAUUUUUCGUUUAUUCCUUCAAUUUCUUCACUGCAGAGUGCCAUUGUAGUCACAUAAUAAUGUUCUAUGGGUUGCAUUGAGAUUCAUGUGCCUUACUAUAACUUGCUUUUGUAUUGUUUUCUUUCAAAGGUUUUAGAAUCAUGUAAAGGUACACCAUUUCUGUCAAUUGUUGGAACAAAGAGAAAUAUUCAGCUGCUUGUAAAGCUUGUGCCUUAAGGACCUUGAUAUUUCACUGUAUGAUAAAUGUAUGUGCAUGUAUCUAAAAGGUGUCAAAAUUAUGGGUUUUAAGGCCAAAGAUGGUGCAUAUUACUAAAAAGUCAACAUCAUGUAUGCAUAAUUUUUUUAAAUGCAUAUAGUAUUCAAGUAUUAAACCCUCUUGUCAUCUGUGUUCAUUAUUUAUUAUCAACAUUUAACUGCAAACUUUUAUUGAAAUAAAUGGACAACAAUUAGCACACUAAAUCAGCACAAAAUAGCUUUGGAUCAUUUGCUGUGUGGUUUUCUCUUAAUUUGAAGUUCAUAAUGGUUGUGGGCAGUAAAGUGUUCUAUACAAGCAAAGUAUUAUUAUUAAUUUUUAAUUGCAAUUGUGGUGAAUGCCAUAAUUAAAUACAAAACCAGAUAUGGCCCAACACUAAAACUGAUAUCUAUGUGUGAUUUCAGUGUAUACCGGGGUUUUUACAGGAGGAAAUUUGUAUUGACCUGGUACAUCAAUCAUUAUGCCAGGAAGCAGCAUUAACCUUUCUCAGUGAAGGAUGUUCAUGUUCUACUGAAGUUGAUUAUGAUAAAAUUUUAAUAGCCUGUCUUCUGCCUGUUGUCAUUUUCUUCCAUCCUUCUCUUGCAUGUACAAGAACAGAAAUAAUAAUAUGUGCCAGGAUUUUGCAAUAUCAUAUAUUUUAUAUAGAGUACUUUCUAGCCUAUUUUAACAGCAUUAUAUUUUUGUUUUCAAAAACUAAUAUUUCUCAAUAUUGUAUUUUUCAUUUAAAUUACUUUGCUUUGAUUUUAGGUUAGUUACACUACUAAUAUACCAAGUGUAUAACUCAUUUUGCUGUUAUUUACCAAAUGCCUGAUGGUAUGCUAUGUUCCUUGCUGUACACGUCAGAAAACACCUUGUUUGGACAUUUCACUCUAGCUAUUUUUGUUGCCAUUUACAAUAAAAGCUAGUCAUUUAUGUUUUUCCCAAAUGGCAGGGGUAUUGAAACUGAUUUUCCAAAUGGUUCUCAGAAUAUAAAUGAAUGAUUAGUUGUGCUUGAUUAUUCAUUGCUAUCAGAGAUGUUUGAUAUUCUGCAUAUUUCACUAUGUACAUAUACAUACACAGGGUUAGUCAGAAUUAUGUUAAACUAUUUAUUCACAAAAUAUAUCUUAUGUGCAAGAUGAUUUACAGAACAGUCUCAGCCUGUUUUCCAUUGGUUUUAACACACACAAAAACCAGUGAGGAACAGUACCAUUUUAAGCCCAGACACGUUUUGUAGGGAACUGAUGAUACCUCAGUUUGUCUUAGUGUUGACAUAAUUUUGACUAUUCCUUUAUAUCAAACAAGCACAUUAUUGAAAAUGUUUCACACCUGUAUUUCAGAAGCUGUAUCAGAAUGUUUUGUGAGUUCUAAGUAUUAUGCGAAAAAAGAAACAUUUUUAUGCACAAUUUUACUUUAUGAUUCAUGGAUUGUGACAUUUGUGAAGAGCAUGUUUUAGAAAUUGGUUGGAAAUGCAUUAUUUUGGAGGAUUUUUAUCUUGUUAAUGAUUUUAAAUGAAGAGACUUAAUACUUAAAAGCAUGUUAAUAAAUCAUUUUCAUAUAAUACGUGUAUGUUUGUACCUAUUGUAAAUAUUAGUAUUCCUGAUAUUAACUUUUGUUUCACCACCAUGAAAAUCUGAAGACUGCCUCCAGCAAAGUACUGCUUGUAUCAUUGCUUGAUAUCACUUGUCAUGUCUUGAUUUAUCUUUGUAUAAUUUAGGCAAAAGGUGUUGUUCAUAAGGCUUUUCUCGCUGACAUACCUGUCUUUCCUUCAUCUUCCUGCUUCAAUACAAUAAUUUUUUUCUUUUUUCUUCAUGUUGUGGUAUCACACAGUAAAUUUUUAUCAGAUUUUAAUUUAUUAGAAUUGUAUCUGAUAGAAUUUUUUUUCUUCAGUCAGUACUCAUUUUUAGACUGCACGAAGGCAUUAGAGUAAUUGUCUGAAAGUAUUCCAUUGUACUAUAUAUACAUUCUUAUGAUUUUAGUUGGUAACUGAGAGUGUAGCUGGGCAUUUCAUCAUUUUCUUUUUUCAGGUGGUAGUGUUGGGAAUUCAAUACAAUCCCUUUUUAAUGUGUCAUCAUUGGAGCAUUGUAAUUAGCUCUUGAGGAGAUUCCUUUUCACACCUAUUAAUCCUUUGCAGCAUGCUACUGUAAAUACCUAUCAUGUUAUGCUAGUCAGACACACCUAAGUGUUGAAGCACCUAUGCUACAGCAAGCUCUUGGGUCAAGGAUAACACAUCCAUCAAAAGAAGGAUGCACCAGUCAGGAACAGUGUCACAAUUUUUUUUUUUUUUUCUUCUUCUUCAAGAGAUAAAAAUGGUGAAUCACAACCGGGAAUUUUUACUGUCAGCCAUUUCCUGUUGAAAUGCGAUGAGCUUACUGAAGUGGCAGUUGCGAUAACUUUCUCGGCAUGUCGUUAACUCUGAUAUUAAUACCCUUUGACUGAGACUAGAAAGAAUGUUUCCAGUUUUAUUGCUCAUAAGACAGUUUUUUUUUUUAAUAAAUUUUUUUCUUAGCCUCUUGCAACUGGAUUUAUAUUAUGGCCAUAUCUGCCUAGCCCUAAUCACUGUUAUCAAGAUUGUUUUGCUGGUCAAAACACAGUUAAGAUAUAAACAUUCUGUUGAUUUGAUAUAUUUCAAGCAUUAGUUCACAAAAUGUAAACCACAGACCUAUAUCUAUAUACUUCCGUAAUGUAAAUACAAUAAAGUUCUCUCUUCUGGGUCAAGCUACAGUUAUUUCACCAUUGUUUUAAGCUGGCCAUGACAAACAGCUUCAACAUUUGUUUCACAGAUAGAACUUGAUUCAAUGUGUGUGAUUUCCAAAUGUUUGUCAUCGUCGGGAUGCAUUAAGCCAGUGGUUCUCAAAGUGUGGUCCGCGGGCAUAAGUCAGGUGGUCUGCGGCUGACAGUCGUCAUAUGUCAGCAAAGUGAUGUUUAAAGUGAUGCAUUCCUCGCAUUAACAUUUUAAUUACAAAGAACAAGGUAUACGUAGCUUUAUUUCAUCUUAUUACUAUACUACUGUCACAAAAGGAAAUUAAGUUUUAAAUUAAAAGUAAACAAAUGCGGCAAUUUAAAUUUGAAAUUCAUAGUACAGACUGAUUUUUAGGCCUUGGUGGUCCGCCAUAUUUUUUACUAAGGACUUGGUGGUCCGCCAUAGCUUUUACUUAAGUAAAGUGGUCCGCGGUCCGAAAAACUUUGAGAACCACUGCAUUAAGCCACAGUUUGUCUUCACUGUGUUUAUAUCAAAUUUCACAUCACAAAUGAUAGAAAUUCUUGAAUAUAGGAGCAAACGAUAUGUGAAAUAUGCAUCUCUGAUACCUCUUGAGCUUGGAGAGUUUAAGGCUGAAUAUUUGAUGUAUUUUUGUAAAACCUGAUGAAAGACUGCUGUAAUGGGUUGUCGUGUUCUUGCUUAACUGAACUAUAGACACCAUACUAACCAAAUAGCUCCUUUCUUCUUGCUUGGAUAUGACUCCCCUGUGCAACGUCCAACUUUUUCUUUUUUUCUAUUUUAACAUUGAAUUAGAAUGGCAUGCAUAUAGUUUGCUUGGUAAUGAAAUUUUUCAUCAAAGGCCACAGCUGGAGUUUCACUUCUGUUAGGGUUUCCUUCAUCCCAUCAUGGCAUUCCAUUCACCAACCAUUCCUAUUCUUUUUUUUACUUGAUUUGGCAGUGUUCUUUUCAGUUUUCUGGUUUUUUUACACAUUGUGAAUAUGUGAAGUUUGGCUUUUAAAUAGCAUGAGAAUGUGUAUAUUUUCAAAAUUUGCAAGUAUUCAAUGCUUGUUUUUGCAUUUUGAUGCUGGACAGUUAUGACCACAUUUCUCACUGGCAUACAGAACUGAGUUUUUGUGGGUUAUGACUGAUGUUUAUUGUUCAGUGAAUAUCAAUAGGGUAACGCAUCUAUUUGAUAGAACUGCUUAGAUUAUCUUUCAGUUUUUAUUGACACUGUGCGAAUAUAUUCUUUGAAGUAUAGAACUACAAUGGAUUACUGACAAUUUACCGAGACCAGCACUAAGUUCUUCUCAAAUGGUAAACUGCCAAGUCUUUCCUUCAAAACCACCGAGAUUAUUGAUGUGAACUGUAUAAGAUUGCUCAAUUUCUAAAAAAUUUAUUACCACAACCAUAAAGUUUUACAUUUUGUUCUUCUGUCUCAGAGCUCUUGAUGAAACUUAUUUGCAAAGCGUCAUUUUAGCACUGAAUGCCAAAAUUCAUCUGCCAGCAAUCUGGUUUAUGUCCAUAUUUUAAGUUCCUUUUACUUUGCCAGUAAUGGAUUUACAAGCACCCAAAGCCAAUCUUGAAUUGUGACACAUCUAACUUUAAUGUUUGUAGAAAAUCCUAACAGGAGUUGAUGCAAAAAAAAAUAAGGCACACUAAGAUCACCUGGGAGGAAGAAGUCCCCAGGGCAAAGUUAUGUCACAAAAAUUGUACUUUUGCAUUUUCAGAGGUAAUAUGCUUUUUCAUUUUAUUUAAGGGAUUAAAGUUUUUUUCAGGUUGUCUUGA